Molecule: messenger RNA, 1520 nt
Organism: Poecilia latipinna (sailfin molly)
Lineage: Eukaryota; Metazoa; Chordata; Actinopteri; Cyprinodontiformes; Poeciliidae
Exons: 4
Biological process (GO): cell surface receptor signaling pathway; immune response
Cellular component (GO): external side of plasma membrane
Molecular function (GO): transmembrane signaling receptor activity
Source: RefSeq, a predicted model, not a curated record
GUCUCUGCACGGCCCUGUCUGCAGCCACACUGACUGUCACUCCCAACCGAUCCCAGUUCUUCCAGUACAAUGAAAUUGUUCUUGCCUGUGUGAGGAACUCCAGCGGCUGGACAGUGAUGAGGCAGAUUAUGAACCGGCCUCCUCAGAAAUGUCAUAGAGGCUGGGGAUUCCCUGGAAAUACAUCCUGCAAUAUGGAGAAUCUCAUUCCAAUAGACACCGGCGAAUACUGGUGUGAAUCUGAACAAGGAGAACGAAGCAACAAAGUCAAUCUCACUGUUACUGAUAAAACUGUGAUCCUUGAGAGUCCUUCAUAUCCUGUCUUUGAGGGACAAAAUGUGACACUUGGUUGUUCCUACAAAGAACCAUAUGGCAAAUCCACGUCAGACUUUGAAGCUGAGUUUUACAGAGAUGAUGUCUUCAUUGGGAGAGAGAAACCAGGGAAAAUGAUCAUAGAAGCAGAGGAAGGUUUCUACAAGUGUCUCCAUCCUUUUAAAGGAGAGUCACUGAAGAGCUGGCUGGCAGUGAGAGCUAGAGUUCCCCAAGCAGAAGUUUCUCCUUCUCCUCCUCCUCCUCCUGGUCCCGAUGUUCCUUGGAUCAGAGUGAUUAGUUUCAUUCUGCUCUUCAUCCUCUACACCAUCAUACUAAUCUUGUGUGUUUACACAUACCGUAAAUGGGCUCGAGCCAAGACUGAUAUGAAAAGGAGAAUUGAUGAUCACGUUUUGUUGAACUGAAGACAAAGAAGACAAAAUAUUGAUCAUCUGUUUAUUGAAGCAAAAUGAAAAAUAAGACGAAUGAUAUUAAAAAUACAGAGAAAUGUGAUUUAUUCUCCCAGUCAAAACAGAGUAUUAAAGUAUUUUCAUCUGAUUUUAUAGACUAUAUGAAGUUCAGAUAAAAUAUAUUUUGCACUUUUUAUAGUCUGAUACAUAAGUAUUUUAGUAACAUAUGCAAAUGGUUAUAUUGUGGACAAGUCAGCCACUAUGAGCUGAGAGGAAAUAAAAACAUAUAUCAGACAUUUUCCAAGGUUUCUAUUUAUUCAGCAGCACUGACUUUUGAAUGGGAAUCUCUAAACUGCCUUUAUGUUAUUUGCAGAUGUUGGUGUUUCAGCUUAAUGCAGCUUCCAGAUUAGCUACACGAAUAUUUCAAACAAACAUGUUCAAACUGAUUUGAUUAACAACAAAAUAUCUAUAAUCAUUAUUACAUCUGUUAAAAUCAUGUGUGUAGCAAUCAGUUAUUUUUCUUUUGAACCUAUGUACAACUGUAGAAUAAGCUUAAGGUUGAUUUUGUAUUUUUAAGAGUAACACUCUUUACUCCUUUUUAAUAGUCGGCUGCUUAUGCAGUAACUGAUGUAACAAACUGAUAGAAGCUGUUAAAUGACCAGUGAACUACUGGCUUUGACAGAGCAGCUGCUUAAUUUGCUUUUGCCUUGGGCCGGCUCAACAUCCUUUUGCUCUUAUAUCAUUACUGUAUUAGGAGAUUGUUUAGUAAUUUGUUUUAUUUGCUUAACUAAAAUGUAAAAAUAA